Messenger RNA from Heterostelium album PN500, 2109 nucleotides. RefSeq names its product APC family permease. Bases 1 to 2109 code for a protein of 702 amino acids. Gene Ontology annotation, cellular component: membrane. Lineage: Eukaryota; Evosea; Eumycetozoa; Acytosteliales; Acytosteliaceae. The record is from RefSeq and is a predicted model, not a curated record. Gene Ontology annotation, molecular function: amino acid transmembrane transporter activity. The transcript has 4 exons. Gene Ontology annotation, biological process: amino acid transport; transmembrane transport.
AUGGGUAAAUCAAAGGAUGGAUCUAGUGAACCACUUUUAGGUGGCGGUGGUGAUAGUUCUGGUAGUGGAAAUGUUAGCAACCCAUAUAGUUUUAUGUAUCCUGGAAAAGGACAACAGUCAUCGUUGAGAUUGUCAAGCGAUGGAAACGAUCUACCCAAUGUACUGUCAACAUCAUAUAAUAACAUGGCACUGAAUGGUGAUCCACAUUCCAACAACAACAACAAUAACAACAACAACAACAAUCAUAACACAGUCGGUGGUGAUGACGAAUCUCCACUCAUUGGUACCACCGAUGAAAACUUGAAUCUCGGUGGACUACCAACCAAAGUCAAAAAGAUCGACGGAACAUCCGAGCAUAAAAUCGGACAACUCUUGGCAACUGCAAUCUGUGGUAAUGAUAUCACUUCAAGUAUUUUCUAUACAUCGAGUUUGUGUACUGCAGCAGCGGGUAUUUACGCACCGAUUUCACUGUUGAUUGUAUGUUUUGUUUUAUAUUUGUUUAGAAAGGUGUAUGGUGAGGUAGGAAGUGCGCUGCCACUGAAUGGUGGUGCCUACAAUGUGCUGCUCAACACCACCUCCAAGCAUAUCGCUUCGCUUGCCGCUGCACUCACAAUGAUUUCCUAUGUCGCCACUGCAGUGGUCAGUGCUUUCACCGCUAUGAAAUACUUUGAAGGAUUGGUACCGAGCAUCAGUGACAAACCGUCGACUGUUGUGCUGCUCGCCAUUUUCGCCGCACUCAACCUGAUCGGUAUUGGUGAGUCGGCAAUCGUUGCAUUCAUUAUCUUUGUAUUCCACAUGAUCACGCUGUUGGUGCUGGUGUUUGGUGGCUACGGAAUCUUCUUUUACAAACACGAUUGGUCGGUGCUCGUCGAUAACAUUCACGGAAGAACACCACCCAACUUGAUGCCGGGAGUGAACGCGACUUCCGACGCGUGCUCGCCAGACUCUUUCACAUGGCAAGGACACAACUUUGCCUACAAUAUCUACUUUGGAUUCGGUGCUGCCAUGCUUGGUGUCACCGGUUUCGAGACAUCGUCCAACUUUAUCGAGCAGCAAGAACAAGGUGUCUUCCCAAAGACACUUCGUAACAUGUGGGCGAUCGUCACUUUCUUCAAUCCACUCAUCGGUUUGUUGAAUCUUUGUUUCCUCCAUAUCUGUGAGAUCGCCGGUAGCACAGACGGUGGUGUGCUCGCUACUGUCGCCAGAAAAUCUCUCGGUGAAUGGUUUGCCAUUUGGAUUUCAAUCGACGCCUGUCUCGUAUUGUCUGGUUCCGUCAUCACCAGUUAUGUCGGAGUCAUCGGUCUCGUGCGUAGAAUGGCACUCGAUCGUUGUCUGCCACAGUUCCUCCUCAUUGAGAAUCCCUGGAGAAAGACCAAUCAUUUCAUCAUCGUGCUCUUCUUCUGUAUCUGUACAUCGCUAUUUAUUAUAUCUGACUUUGACACCACCGUAUUGGCCGGUGUCUACACCAUUGCAUUCUUGGGUGUAAUGAGUUUAUUCGCAAUUGGUAACAUGUUAUUGAAAUACAAGAGAUCAAGUUUGAAGAGAGAAAUCAAGUCACCAUGGUUAGGUGUCAUUUUCUCACUAUGUUUUGUUCUCACUGCUUUGGUUGCCAAUAUCAUUGGUGAUCCAUCUACAGUUGCCUAUUUCGCAAUCUAUUUCGUUGUCACUGCAAUGAUUAUCAUGGUUAUGUUUAUUCGUGCAAAAAGACCAAGAGAAAGAUUGGCCAAUUGGAUCGGUCAAGCCAUCACCAAGAUCAAUUCACAAUCGGUUGUGUUCUUUGCCUCGAAGGAAGAUCCAGCCUAUUUGAACAAGGCCAUUCUCUACAUCAGAGACAACGAGCAAACCAAUUGGAUUCGUAUCGUACACUGCUACGACUCUGAAAACCCACCAUCAAACAUCGCUGAGAACGUUGCAUUCUUGGAUAAGAUCUAUCCAAAGAUCCGUAUCGAUUUGAUUACCGUCGCCUCACCAUUCACUUCACAAGUCGUCGAAAAACUCUCUGAAACAUUAGACGUACCAAAGAACUUUAUGUUUAUUGCCUGUCCAAAAUCUCAUCUCCCACUCACCAUCGGAGAAUUAGGUGGAGUAAGAAUGAUCACAUUUUAUUAA